AUGUCGGCGGCCAAGGAGAACCCGUGCAGGAAAUUCCAGGCCAACAUCUUCAACAAGAGCAAGUGUCAGAACUGCUUCAAGCCCCGCGAGUCGCAUUUGCUCAACGACGAGGACCUGACGCAGGCAAAACCCAUUUAUGGUGGCUGGCUGCUCCUGGCUCCAGAUGGGACUGACUUUGAUAACCCAGUGCACCGGUCUCGGAAAUGGCAGCGCCGGUUCUUCAUCCUCUACGAGCACGGCCUCUUGCGCUACGCCCUGGAUGAGAUGCCCACGACCCUCCCUCAGGGCACCAUCAACAUGAACCAGUGCACAGACGUGGUGGAUGGGGAGGGCCGCACGGGCCAGAAGUUCUCCCUGUGCAUUCUGACCCCCGAGAAGGAGCACUUCAUCCGGGCAGAGACCAAGGAGAUCAUCAGCGGCUGGCUGGAGAUGCUCACGGUCUAUCCCAGGACCAACAAGCAGAACCAGAAGAAGAAGCGGAAGGUGGAGCCCCCCACGCCACAGGAGCCAGGGCCGGCCAAGAUGGCUGUCACCAGCAGCAGCAGCAGCAGUAUCCCCAGUGCUGAGAAGGUCCCCACCACCAAGUCCACACUCUGGCAGGAAGAAAUGAGGGCCAAGGACCAGCCCGACGGGAGCAGCCCGAGUCCAGCUCAGAGUCCCAGCCAGAGCCAGCCUCCUGUGGCCGGCACCCUGAGGGAGCCAGGGCUGGAGAGCAGAGAUGAGGAGAGCUCCUCGAGCAGCGAGCGUGUGGACUGUGGCCGCAAGGUCCGCGUGGAGAGCGGCUACUUCUCCCUAGAGAAGACCAAGGAGGACGCGAAGGCCGAGGAGCAGCCGCUGCCGCCAGCGCUCUCCCCGCCCAGCCCCGGCACUCCCACCAACAGGAGGUCCCAGGUGAUAGAGAAAUUUGAGGCCUUGGACAUCGAGAAGGCAGAGCACAUGGAGACCAACGUGUCAGCCGGGCCCUCGCUGUCAAGCGACACUCGCCAGGGCCGGAGCGAGAAGAGGGCCUUCCCCCGGAAGCGGGACCUCCCCAGCGAAGCUCCUCUCCCGGACGCCUCGGCCUCCCCCCUGUCUCCACACCGAAGAGCCAAGUCACUGGACAGGAGGUCCACGGAGCCCUCCCUGACGCCUUCCGAGGAGCCUGGGGCUGAUGCUGCCCCUCCCAGGCGUGGGGCCUCCAGCGGCAACCUGACUUGGAGCCCUUCCCUCCACGCGAAAUGCCGGGUGACUCUGUCUGGGCCGUUCUUCUCUGCCUUCCGGGCGGCCCUGCAGGCGCAGCAGCCAGGCAGCCCCACUUGUGCUGCUCACGGGUGGAAGAAACACUGGUUUGUCCUUGCUGAUCAAAGCCUGAGGUUCUACAGGGACUCAGUGGCUGAGGAGGCGGCCGACUUGGAUGGCGAGAUAGACUUGUCUACAUGUUAUGAUGUCACGGAGUACCCAGUGCAGAGAAACUAUGGCUUCCAGAUCCAUACAAAGGAGGGCGCCUUCACCCUCUCUGCUAUGACGUCUGGAAUCCGGCGGAAUUGGAUCCAGACCAUCAUGAAGCACGUCCACCCGAUCUCUGCCCCAGACGUGACAAGCUCGCUGCCACAGGGCAGAGACCGGAGCAGCCCCCCCCCGGAGACGAGGCUGCGGGAGAGGCAGGACGGGGAGCCCGGGGAGCCCGGGGAGCCAGACCCCGAGCAGAAGCGGAGCCGGGCCCGUGAGCGCAGGCGGGAGGGCCGCUCCAAGACCUUCGACUGGGCCGAGUUCCGCCCCAUCCAGCAGGCCCUGGCCCAGCAGAGAGCCGGUGCCCCGGGGCCUGCCACCACACGGCCCGAGGCGGAGCCUGGCGAGCUGGAGAGGGAGCGUGCGCGGCGGCGAGAGGAACGGCGCAAGCGCUUUGGGGCGGUGGACGCGGCUGACGGGCCCAGCAUCGACGACACGGCCCUGCGCAUGGAGGUCGACCGGGGCCCGGGGCCGCCCGCGACUGCCGACCUCAGGACCCAGAACGUGCACGUGGAGAUCGAGCAGCGGUGGCAUCAGGUGGAGACCACCCCUCUCCGGGAGGAGAAGCAAGUGCCCAUCGCCCCCCUGCACUUGUCCUCUGAGGAUGGAAGCGACCGACUGUCCACUCCCGAGCUGACCUCUGUGCUGGAGAAGGAGUUGGAGCAGAGCCAGAAGGAGGCCUCAGACCUUCUAGAGCAGAACCGGCUGCUGCAGGACCAGCUGAGGGUGGCUCUGGGCCGGGAGCAGAGCGCCCGGGAGGGCUAUGUGCUGCAGGCCACGUGCGAGCGAGGGUUUGCAGCCAUGGAAGAAACGCACCAGAAGAAGAUCGAAGAGCUGCAGAGGCAGCACCAGCGGGAACUGGAGAAGCUGCGGGAGGAGAAGGACCGCCUCCUGGCCGAGGAGACGGCGGCCACCAUCUCAGCCAUCGAAGCCAUGAAGAAUGCCCACCGCGAGGAGAUGGAACGGGAGCUGGAGAAGAGCCAGCGGUCCCAGAUCAGCAGCGUCAACGCGGACAUCGAUGCCCUGCAGCGGCAGUACCUGGAGGAGCUGCAGUCUGUGCAGCGCGAGCUGGAGGUCCUCUCUGAGCAGUACUCGCAGAAGUGCCUGGAGAACGCCCACCUGGCCCAGGCGCUGGAGGCCGAGCGGCAGGCCCUGCGGCAGUGCCAGCGCGAGAACCAGGAGCUCAACGCCCACAACCAGGAGCUGAACAACCGCCUGGCUGCUGAAAUCUCACGGCUACGGACGCUGCUGACCGGGGACGCCGGUGGCGAGGCUGCUGGUUCACCUCUCACGCAGGGCAAGGACGCCUAUGAGUUAGAGGUCUUAUUGCGGGUCAAGGAAUCAGAAAUUCAGUACCUGAAACAGGAGAUCAGCUCCCUCAAGGAUGAGCUACAGACGGCGCUGCGGGACAAGAAGUACGCUAGUGACAAGUACAAGGACAUCUACACAGAGCUCAGCAUCGUGAGGGCGAAGGCCGACUGUGACGUCAGCAGGCUGCAGGAGCAGCUGAAAGCCGCGACCGACGCGCUGGGUGAAAGGUCACCGGAACACACCCCCGUGUCCGGCUACGAUAUAAUGAAGUCUAAAAGCAACCCUGACUUCUUGAAGAAAGACAGAUCCUGUGUCAGCCGACAGCUCAGGAGCAUCAGGUCCAAGAGUCUGAAGGAAGGCCUGACGGUGCAAGAUCGCCUGAAGCUCUUUGAGUCCAGGGACCUGGAGCGCGACUAG
Messenger RNA from Lipotes vexillifer (Yangtze River dolphin), 3216 nucleotides. It is a transcript of the gene MPRIP, whose product is annotated as myosin phosphatase Rho interacting protein. The transcript has 24 exons. Bases 1 to 3216 code for a protein of 1071 amino acids. The record is from RefSeq and is a predicted model, not a curated record. Lineage: Eukaryota; Metazoa; Chordata; Mammalia; Artiodactyla; Lipotidae. Gene Ontology annotation, molecular function: actin filament binding. Gene Ontology annotation, cellular component: actin cytoskeleton.